AGUGACGUCUCCGCUACUCUUCCUUUCCUUCUUCUGUUGUUCAUUCUUUCGCUACUUUCCGUCUGAAUUUCUCAAAUCCCCAUUCUCUACCCAGCAGAGAAAUUCCGAAACUCUUCCUGAAUUCGAGUCCCUCCUCAUUACCAACAAGGAGAGCACGCGAGCAAACUCGAGUUCGAGUACGAAGCAGAAAAGAUGGCACACAAUUACAUCCUCCAAGUAACAGCCGGUUCCUCCUACGAUAUAAAACACCACCAAAUCGUCCCCGUCAACCAACCUACCCCAAUCACCAUAACCAGCCCCCACCUCAUCGCAUCCCUCAACGUGCGAAUCGCCCAAUACCGCGGCCUCCCCCCCACCUCCCCCGCCACCUCGCCCUACUUCACCCAACACCCUAAAGACCAAUACAGCAUCUCCUUCGCCUUCACCCUGAACGAGGACGUCAACGGCGAUGAUUUAGUGUUUGGCAAUGAUUUCGACCAUCCGAUCCGCGAUCGACUCCCACCCGGGUUUGGGACCGCGUUUAAGAUCGUGAAGUGGGUUGUUGAUCCGGGGCUGGAUGGCGAUGUGUAUGCCGAUAAGCCGUAUCUUUAUGGGGCCGCGGGGAGUUCGGUUAAUGCUUUGUGGGUUGGGGGAAAAUCUGAUGAGAAAGGAGAGAAAGAGGGAGAGGAUGGAGGGGAGGAGAAAGUGUGGGAGGAGGGCGGGAGUGAAGAGGGGAUGGAGGUUAGACACGAGAAGGGCGUCCCUGAUAGCGAAGCGGGCAGGAAGAAGUGGUUUUUGGGCGAGGAGAAUAGGAAGUCGUGGACGUGGGAGCAGGGACGGUGUUAUGGGGUUGAUUUCUUUAAUCCUUAUUUGGAUUUUAAUGGUAUUUCCCUUUCCCAUUCUUUCCCUUGCCCCCUUCCUUCCCGAAAUCCGGAAAUUAAGAAAGGAAAAAACACAGAUUUCGCACUCCGCCUCCCAGGCUUCACCCUCCCGAUCAUGAAAUACUGGGACGGACAAGGCCUCCGAUAUGUGCUCAAGAACCGCAAGACGGACGAGGUGCUGCUGGUCGUGCUGUUCACGCUGUAUCUGAAGGAGGAUGUGGGGGAGGAUGGGGUCGUGAAGGAUGGUGUUGAGGGUGGGAAGCCGAUUGCGUUGUUGGGGGAGGGGGAGAGGGAGAGGCAUCGACGGGCCAUUUUUGGGACGGAUGGGGAGGGCGAGGAGAGUAGUGGGGAGGAAGAGGAGGAGGAUGAGAGGAGUGAUGGGGAUGAGGGGAAGGAGAAGAAGGUGGAGGUAGGGGGAAAUGGGGAUGAUGAUGUUGAUUAGAGGGGUGUUUUGGGAGUAUGGCUGGGAUGGGAUGGAUGGGAUGGGAUGGUACUCAAUUCUUGAUUCUCGAGAUACACGGAUGGGACUUUAUAACUGGAUGGACGGAUGGAAGGGGCAACAAGGCGUCUUACUGGCAGGAGGAUAGAAAUAUUGUAUGAUAACAGACGACGGCACAUAAAGCACAUAGAGAUCUCCAUAGAUGAGACGAGUAUAGAUGCAUUGCAGGAAUAGCUCUUUCUGAACCCACUGGAAAGGAUUGCUUGCUAUAUCUCCA
This is a messenger RNA of Mollisia scopiformis, 1576 nucleotides long. RefSeq names its product DUF1769-domain-containing protein. NCBI's taxonomy places the organism in Eukaryota, Fungi, Ascomycota, Leotiomycetes, Helotiales, Mollisiaceae. The record is from RefSeq and is a predicted model, not a curated record. Bases 193 to 1302 code for a protein of 369 amino acids. The transcript is spliced from 3 exons.